AUGUCGUCUCAGUUCUCCAUGGCUAAGCUGCUAAGGGCCACAAAUAACUUCUCUUCAGACAUGAUCAUCGGCUAUGGCGACUGCUUCCUGCUUUACAAGGCUCAACUCUCCAACGGUCUCACCGUCGCCAUCAAGAAGCUUGACCCGAGAGAGUUCCCGGGGUUUCGUGAGUUUCGGGCUGAAGUCGAAACGCUUGGGAAGCUUCGUCACCCAAAUAUCGUCAAGCUCUUGGGGUACAGCUCGGUUGGACAUUUUGUGUAUGAGUACAUCGAGAGAGGCGAUCUUCAUUGUUUGUUGCAUGACUCUGAAGUUCGAGAUAACUCGUUACCAUGGGAAACCAGGUUUCAGAUUGUCAGAGGUGUGGCUGAUGGGCUAGCAUAUUUACAUGGGUUGGAAACCCCCAUUGUUCAUAGGGACAUUAGAGCCAAAAAUGUGUUACUUGACUUGGAGUUUCAGCCACAUAUUACUAAUUUUGGGCUCGCUAGAAGGAUUGAAUCACAGCAUUCGCAUGUGUCAACUUGUACCGAUGGCGCCAUAGCAUACAUGCCUCCGGAGUACCUAGUCGGUUGCAAUGUGGCUACCUUGAAAGGGGAUGUGUUUAGUUUUGGCGUUCUGAUGCUGGAAAUCGCAACGGGGAGAUGCCCAAGCCUACUCAACGAGCUUAAUGGCAAGAAAAGGGGGUUAGUGGAAUGGGCCAAGCGAAUGAUCACAAGUAAUCGCCAAAUGGAAAUGGUGGAUUCGAGGAUUCUAAGGCAGGAUUUGGAUAAAGUUAUAGUUGAGCAAUAUAUGUCCAUUGCUUGUUUGUGCACUUUUAAUAAUGAUAAAGGGAGGCCCCCAAUGAGAGAGGUCGUUGAGCUUCUAAAUGAACUUUCAAUGUGA
Rosa chinensis is the source of this 879-nucleotide messenger RNA. Its product is annotated as phytosulfokine receptor 1. The record is from RefSeq and is a predicted model, not a curated record. Gene Ontology annotation, biological process: protein phosphorylation. Lineage: Eukaryota; Viridiplantae; Streptophyta; Magnoliopsida; Rosales; Rosaceae. The coding region runs from base 1 to 879 and encodes 292 amino acids. The transcript has a single exon. Gene Ontology annotation, molecular function: protein tyrosine kinase activity; ATP binding.